AUGGAAGAAUUCAAAAAGGCUAUGAUGCAAGAGUAUGAAAUGACCGAUCUUGGACUCAUGAGAUAUUUUCUCGGCAUGCAGGUCAAGCAAAGACCUGGACAAAUAUUUAUCUCGCAAGAAAAAUAUGCGGAUGACUUACUGAAGAAGUUCAACAUGCAAGAUUGCAAACCACUUGCCACACCUAUGGCGAUGAACGAGAAGCUUUCAAAAGAUGAUGGGCAAAACAAAGUUGAUGAAAUAAUUUAUAGAAGCCUUGUCGGUUCGCUAAUCUACUUAACCAACUUAAGGCCAGACAUCAUACAUGCAGUUAGCAUCGUGUCUAGAUUCAUGAGUAACCCAAGCAAAGCACACUUUGUAGCAGCCAAGAGAAUCCUAAGAUAUGUCAAAGGCACAAAGGAUUUUGGCAUUUUGUACGAGGUAGAUAGAGACUUUAACUUGACAGGUUAUACAAAUAGCAACUGGGCAAGAAGCACAGAUGAUAGAAAAAGCACAAGUGGAUAUGUGUUUCUUCUAGGCAACAAAGCAAUAUCAUGGGCGUCAAAGAAGCAGAAUACAUGGUUGCAACAAGCGUUGCGUGUGAAGCGACAUGGCUCAGAAAAAUUCUGCAAGACGUACAACAAGACUCCAAGACUCCAACAGUUAUUCAUUGUGAUAAUAUGUCAGCUAUUGCAAUGA
Molecule: messenger RNA, 675 nt
Organism: Glycine soja
Lineage: Eukaryota; Viridiplantae; Streptophyta; Magnoliopsida; Fabales; Fabaceae
Exons: 1
Coding region: 1-675 (224 amino acids)
Source: RefSeq, a predicted model, not a curated record